AUGGCGGAACUCAAGUCAGCGGCUUUCCCUUCACAAGGUCGCACUAAACGUGCUUAUCCGUCUGUGAUUCCGAAUUCGGCGGGGGUCAUCAAUAAGACUAUAACUAAUGAGUCUAGCCUGUUGCUCCGUUACCUUCGUGAUCUUAAAGGGCCAUGUACUGUUGACAACAUCAUUAAUGGCUUGGGGUUGCAUAUUGACCGUUCCGAAGCUAUGGACAUGUUAGAUUCACUUGUUGACCAGGGUCGCUUACGUUGCAAGAAGUACAAUGCCAACGAGAUUUACAUAUACAAUGCAUCUCACAGAACGGAACAAGAGCAUACAGGACCAUCUAAAACAAAGCGUCCUAGCAAAUCUACACUUGAAAAAGAGGUAUCUCGGCUCCGUUCUUCGAUCUCCAAGUGUUCUGAGAAGCUGGGUUUAUUACGUGAUUUGAGUGAUCGUAGUAAGGAGUUAUGUGAUUUACAAUAUCGUCAGAAAAAAGGUAUUUUAUACACUAGAUUACACCUUUUACACUAUAGCUGUUCCAUAUCGAUCCUCUUUCAUCUGGUUACAGCACUGGAGGAAUGGCAUGCGUUACUGAAGGCAGGUAAUGACCUGCGUGCCUUGGCUGUUGCUUCUGGUGGCGAUUGUGAGCGUCUGUUAGCCGCUAAUAACGCCAAGUCUGCUGAGCUUGCGCUCCUUCAGCGACUAUAUGCCCAUAUUGUCGCUGGUGUCUGCGAGGCGGAAGGCGUGCGUCCUCGUGAGUUGUGUCAAAGACUAGGUAUUGAGGCGGUUACUAACCCGCCUAAGUAG
Babesia sp. Xinjiang is the source of this 792-nucleotide messenger RNA. RefSeq lists its product as uncharacterized. NCBI's taxonomy places the organism in Eukaryota, Apicomplexa, Aconoidasida, Piroplasmida, Babesiidae. The record is from RefSeq and is a predicted model, not a curated record. The transcript has 2 exons. Bases 1 to 792 code for a protein of 263 amino acids.